GUAGUGCAUCUGCAAUUGGUGAGCAGAGGAUGUCAUCGCCAGGGUCCAAGCUCCCUCUGCUGCUCUAUGGCAUCCUCCUGUGCAGCUCCUUUGCUCCGCUGCCAGUCAUCAGCAGUAAGAGACAGAGCACAGGUAGUAGCGGCCCAGUGGCGCAGGAAGCCGCCAGCUCCUGGGACAAGAGGGAGGAGACAGCUAGAGAUGGAGAAUACCUGCUGGGGAUAAAGAGACUGAGAAGGCUUUACUGUAACGUGGGCAUUGGCUUCCACAUUCAGGUCUUACCGAACGGCAAGAUCACUGGCGUGCAUAAUGAAAACAGAUACAGCCUUCUAGAAAUGUCCCCCGUGGAGAGAGGAGUGCUGACCCUGUUUGGAGUGAGAAGCGGCCUCUUCAUUGCCAUGAGCGACAAAGGAAAACUCUACGGCUCGGGCCACUACAACGAUGAAUGCAAGUUCAAGGAGAAUAUCUUGGCCAACAACUAUAAUGCGUACGAAUCAGCUGCCCACCCCGGCAUGUACAUCGGCCUCAGCAAGACCGGCAAGACCAAAAGAGGCAACCGGGUCACACCCACCAUGACCAUGACACACUUCCUUCCCAGGAUAUGAAUUUUAAGAUCGAAACUCUCAGCAGUAAAGAAGAAAGCCAAGGCCACGGUGUUCUCCUUCUACAACUAACACAACCCAACUCAAACUGCUGCACUUUCAAACGAUUUUGCCCAAUCCCGAGCUAACCGGCGCAGUAGGCAACGUUUGCACCGACCAAAGAACAGUCACGUGGCUUAAAAAGGGCUGUGAAUGAAGACUUCAACGGCCAGAAUACAAAGCAGUAUGAGUUUAAACAUUACUAUCAUC
Molecule: messenger RNA, 848 nt
Organism: Etheostoma cragini (Arkansas darter)
Lineage: Eukaryota; Metazoa; Chordata; Actinopteri; Perciformes; Percidae
Product: fibroblast growth factor 4-like
Exons: 3
Coding region: 30-602 (190 amino acids)
Biological process (GO): cell differentiation; regulation of cell migration; positive regulation of gene expression
Cellular component (GO): cytoplasm
Molecular function (GO): growth factor activity; fibroblast growth factor receptor binding
Source: RefSeq, a predicted model, not a curated record